AUGCCCUCUUCGCUGUGCAGGAAUGCCGACACAAGAAUUCUACACGUAAACAUCCUAACCUUCAAACUUUUGCAACUCAGGGCAACGCGGGCACCCCUUCUCGAGUCGACCCAAACCUGUGGAACAACCAUUACCCCACCGUCCUGCGAAAGAUUCAAGAAGAACCUGGCCGAGGCACAAAAUGGAAAGGAAGAAAAAACUAGCGUACUAGACGUCGGCUAUGUAGUUAGCGGAGCAACGCAAACCAAUGAAUGGCUCCCGGUCUCAGAUGCCCAUCUCUUCAAUGCCUCGGCCGAAGAAGAAGAAGCAGCAUCAAGUAAUUGCCCCCUCCCCCUCCACACUCCUCGAAUAAUGCGUUGCGAGUGGCCAUGUGGUUUUCCAUGGGCAGUGCUCCAUUUGCCUACAUUGGGAAGACUUGGGUCUACGCUGUACGCUGCUUGGUUUGGCCGAAUGCGAAUCAGAGGGCCCAAUCGAGGUAGAGGAGAGGCUUGCAAAUUGCGCUCGAUACUCGAUGCCGAUCCCAUGUCGCCAGGAACAAGUCCCGACAUACGUCCGCGCAAUACGACGAUGAACAGCUUGAGCUACGUGUCAAUUACCGAGGUCGAGACUUGUCACCUAUUUAUAUCAUUUGCUCCUCCCUCUUCGCGUCAGUUUACAUUCUACCCGUAA
Messenger RNA from Colletotrichum aenigma, 669 nucleotides. RefSeq lists its product as uncharacterized. The coding region runs from base 1 to 669 and encodes 222 amino acids. The record is from RefSeq and is a predicted model, not a curated record. The transcript has a single exon. Lineage: Eukaryota; Fungi; Ascomycota; Sordariomycetes; Glomerellales; Glomerellaceae.